This is a messenger RNA of Closterium sp. Yama58-4, 5787 nucleotides long. The record is from the annotation of a GenBank genome assembly. NCBI's taxonomy places the organism in Eukaryota, Viridiplantae, Streptophyta, Zygnematophyceae, Desmidiales, Closteriaceae.
AUGAUGCAACCGCAGAUUAUCCUCCUUAAAGACGGAACCGAUACAUCGCAAGGCAAGCCGCAGCUGAUCAGCAACAUCAACGCGUGCCUAGCUGUGGUGGACACGAUCCGCACGACGCUGGGUCCACGUGGCAUGGAUAAGCUGAUCCACGACGAGCGCGGCAACACCACCAUCUCUAACGACGGCGCCACCAUCCUGAAGCUGCUCGAAAUCGUGCAUCCCGCCGCGAAAACCCUCGUCGACAUCGCCAGAUCGCAAGACGACGAGGUGGGUGAUGGCACGACGACGGUGACGCUCUUAGCAGGCGAGUUCCUGCGGCAGGCCAAGCCGUUUGUGGAGGAGGGGGUGCAUCCGCAGCUCAUCUGCCGCGCCUUCCGCGCCGCUGCUCGCCUCGCGGUGGAGAAGGUCAGAGAAGUGGCGAUUUCCAUCGAGGGCAAGGGCGACGAGGAGAAGCGCGAGCUGCUACACAAGUGUGCAGCGACGACGCUGAGCUCGAAGCUGGUGGGCGGCGAGAAGGACUUCUUCGCGCGCAUGGUGGUGGAUGCCGUCUGUUCUUUGGAUGAGGACGUGCCGCUGAACAUGAUCGGCAUAAAAAAGGUGCAAGGAGGGACAAUGCGAGAUUCCUUCCUCGUCGAGGGAGUGGCCUUCAAGAAGACCUUUUCCUACGCGGGCUUCGAGCAGCAGCCGAAGCGGUUCGAGUCCCCGAAGAUCCUGCUCCUGAAUAUCGAGCUGGAGCUGAAGAGCGAGAAGGAGAACGCGGAGAUCCGCCUGUCGGACCCGUCGCAGUACCAGUCGAUCGUGGACGCGGAGUGGAAUAUCAUCUACUCCAAGCUCGACAAGUGCGUGCAGAGCGGCGCCAAGAUUGUCCUUUCGAGGCUUGCGAUUGGCGAUCUUGCCACUCAGUAUUUCGCGGAUAGGGACAUCUUCUGUGCGGGGCGCGUGGCAGAGGACGACAUGCAGCGAGUGGCCAAGGCGACGGGGGGAGCCGUGCAGACCACUGUGAACGACCUCAUCCCUGAUGUUCUGGGAAGCUGUGCGCUGUUUGAGGAGAGGCAGGUGGGCAACGAGCGGUACAACCUCUUCACUGGCUGCUCCAACGCCAAAACUGCCACCAUCGUGCUGCGAGGAGGGGCGGACCAGUUCAUUGAGGAAGCAGAGCGCAGCCUGCACGAUGCCAUCAUGAUUGUGCGGCGAGCUAUCAAGAACGCUGCAGUUGUGCCGGGUGGAGGUGCCAUUGAUAUGGAGGUCAGUCGUCACCUGCGUCUGCAUGCGCGCACCAUAGCGGGCAAGCAGCAGCUGUUCAUCAAUGCUUAUGCGCGUGCGCUGGAGGUGAUUCCACGCCAGCUGUGUGACAAUGCGGGGUUUGACUCCACUGACGUGCUCAACAAGCUCAGGCAGAAACACGCCCUGCCUUCCGGCGAGGGACAGCGCUUUGGAGUGGAUGUGAAUUCGGGCGGCAUUGUGGACACGUAUGCCUCAUUCGUCUGGGAGCCAAUUGUGGUCAAGGUGAAUGCCAUCACAGCGGCAACCGAGGCGGCCUGUCUUGUGCUCAGUGUUGACGAGACGGUUCGCAACCCACGAUCCGAGAGUGCGCAAGACGGUGGAAUGGGUGGCAUGGGCAGAGGUGGAGGCCCGUGCAUCACGGCGCGCCUGGCGCUGGGCUUCCGCACACGCACAUUCCGCUUUCCGAGUCACUGCCCCACCCCCUUCCGCCGCCUCCCCCAUCUCCCCCCGUCCGCGCCACAUUCCCGCCUCUCUAUCUCUCCACCACUCAUCCUACUCCGCAACUCUCCGCCACCUUAUCCUCGGUCCCUCUACCCGCUCACCACCCCCUCAGCACACAUCGUCCCCUUUUCCUCCCCUUCCACCCCCUCCUCCCCUCCCCCCUUCCCCCUCCCCCCCAACUCAUUUUUCCGCCAGUCCGUGCCGGCGGGGAGUCUAAGAGCGGCGCAUUUGGAGCCGCGGCUGGCCGUGCAUCACGGCGUGCCUGGCGCUGCUUCCGUGCUCGCUUACGAUCCCGUGCAACGGCUGCUGGCAGUGGGAACGCGGGAUGGGCGCAUCAAGGUGUUCGGGCAUGAUGGCAUUGAAGCUCUGCUCUGCUCGCCUGCCAAGGCAGCCUGCAAGUUCCUCGAGUUUGUGUGCAACUCCGAGUACAUGGUGCAGGUCACUUUUUUCAACUCCAUUGAGAUCUGGAGUCUGGCUGAGCGCCAGAUGACAGACUCACUGCAGUGGGACGUCGUCAUCACUGCCUUCUCCACUGUCCCCGACACACGCUUCCUCUACGUGGGCGAUGAGAAUGGUGUGUUCCACGUGUUGGAGGUGGACGGUGGUGGUCGACUCAACAAACGCCCCUACUCCGUGCCUCCCCACGUCACCAUGGCGGGUCUUGUGAAGCAGGAGUCCUCCCACAUGCCAGCGCUCAUCGCCAUCCUCCCCCAACCCGAGGCCUACCACACGCGGGUCCUCCUCGCCUACUCCAACUCCCUCGCACUCCUCUGGGACCUCCACGCUCUCCGCGUGCUCGCCACGCGCGGUGGCUCCGAGAUGCAAUGCACGCGCCUCUCCGAAGCCGGCGACCGCCUGGCAGACCUCCAAACAGGCAGGCGAAACGUGCCGAAGCCCACGGAUGAGGAUGAGGAGGAUGACGAGGCGUGUGACGGGCCUGAGCUCUCUUGCUUAUCCUGGGCGUGUCCGGCGGGAUCGGUGUUUGCAGCCGGGUAUACCAACGGGGAGAUUGCUCUCUGGGGGUUGCCGCACCCGCCGUUGCCCGUGGGGGCUGGAGGAGCAGCGGGAGCGGGAGUGCCGGGAGCCCCGUCACCGUCGGGGUCUUUUUCCUCGUCUGUUCCGACUAUUUCGCUGUCGUCGUUAUCAUCUGGGGGGUUGGUCGCGCCGAUCUUGCCAUGCACUGUGAAAGCGCUCGCGGAGGAGAUUACAUCGCAGCCGUUGGUUCGGCUGCAGGUGCAGGGUGGGAAGGGCGAGCGGUCGGCGAUCACGUCGUUGAGAUGGUGCGCUGAUGCGAGACGGGCAGGGGAGAGAGGAGGAGAACGAGGAGAUAGAGGAGAGACGGGAGAAAGUGGAGAGAGAGGAGGAGAGAGAGGAGGGGGGAGAUGCAUGGAGAGGGGAGGAGGGAGGCUGUACGUGUGUGGGGGGGAGAUGCCAGGGCUACCAGGGUCAGUGAGUGUGGUGCAGCUGGGGGGGCUAGAGGAGGGCAUGAAGGAGAAGGGCAUGGUUAAGCUGCCAUGGUUUGGACCCGUGGCAGAUGUCGUGGUGGCACCCUCUGCUCUCGGCAGCACGUGUGCCUCUGCCAUCCUCGUGCUCACCUUCCCUGGGCAGCUGCCGUGGUUUGGGCCCGUGGCGGAUGUCGUGGUGGCGCCUAGUACGCUCAGCAUCACGGUUGCCUCUGCCAUUCUCGUGCUCACCUUCCCGGGACAGGUCCACUUGUAUGACGAGCCAGGCAUGGAGCAGCACAUGUGUGCGCGCCUGCUCUCCCCGUCGCCCUCCUCCCACACGCCCACCCCUCCCGACCCCGCGGCCUUUGAGAAUCCGGGCUCUGCGGUUACCACCGGCAGGCUCAUGCUCGCCCCCUGGGGUACACACGCCUCCCACGUGCUCUCCCAGCUGCCCCGUGUGUCGCCGACCCGCUGUCCCUCUGCUCUCUCGCACGGCACAAAGUGGCCCGUGGCGGGGGGCUCAUUCGGCCAGCAGCCAGAGAUUUCUCCCGAGGACGGGCUGUGCCUGUACAUCUCAGGUCACCGCAACGGGGUGACCCACAUCUCAGAUGUCUCGACUCCCCUCAUUGUUCCAUUAGCCUCAGCUCCUGCUCAACUAACCCAGGCUGACGACCAGCCAAGCUACAUGGCAGUAACUGCCGUAGCUUUUUGUGCGGUAUCAGCGCUGCUGCUGGUGGGGCAUGAGGACGGGCUGGUGGUGGAAGGCCUUGUCCUUAACCCCCUCCUUUUUUUAUCCUUUGUCCCUCCCCAUCCCGUCACACGCUCCAUCACGUACCAACAACAGGCUGACGAUCAGCCGAGCUACACGGCAGUGACGGCUGUGGAUUUCUGUGCGGUAUCAGCGCUGCUGCUGGUGGGGCAUGAGGACGGGCUGGUGGAGUUAUUUGAGCUGAGCACGCGGAGGAGAACGCUGUGCUGCCAAAUCAUCACUGAGCGGGGCGGCUACGAGCAGGCCACGCCCAGCGAGUGUGAAGAAGGCUUUCAGAUGGUGGCUCAGUUCCACCAGCACCGUGCCAAGCCCAAACACGCCUCCGGUGCUGUUGGCCUCUUCCUCCUUGACCUGAUGGGAUCCGCAAUCCCAUCAUUUGGAGGCAAGCUGCCUCUGCUCUGGGCGAUGCAACAGCCCUCCAUGGCCCGUGGUGUCAACUCCCGAGCCUCCGCUGCAGGCUCGGUGGCCACCCGAACCUCUGACGCGCACUCUGCCGAACCUGGGGACCCGAGCCUGCGAAUGAUCGGUGCGUGUGGGCGGGCACGUUUCAAGUCAAUCUCCUCCUUUCCUUCCCCGCCUUCUCCCCACCUACUUCCCUUCCCCUCCCCGCUCUUUCCCCCUCCCUUCCCCUCCCUCCCCCCUUCCCCGCCUCCCACAACAAAGGCUGAACGGUCAGCGCUAAAGCGGGUGAAGAUCUUUGAGAACGAUCGGUGUGUGUGGGCUGGCACGUUUGGAGCGCAUCCGCAGUACCCCCCUGCUGUCAUCGUCAUCUCGUCCCAAGGGCUCGUUGAAAUCAGGUAUGCGCUUCCAUGUUGCUCCCUUUUGUUGCUCGUGCUUCCACGCCCUUCCCACUCAUUCCCAUUCUUGCGCACGUUUGGAACGCACCCGCAGUACCCCCCUGCUGUCAUCGUGAUCUCCUCCCAAGGGCUUGUUGAAAUCAGUUCACCAUUUUCCUCUCCUUCCCCUCGCUGCAUUUCCGUUCCCCACCCCUCUCUUCAGCUGGACGGGGAGACGGAGAGACCGAGAUGGUGCGCCUCUCUCUCUUGGCACGAGAUGCCCCUUCACCAAUCUGUUAGACUCUCCUCCCAUCUGCUCUCCCCUCCCGUCUCCUCUCCCCUCCCGUCUCCUCUCCCCUCCUGUCUCCUCUCCCCUCCCGUCUCCUCUCCCCUCCUAUCUCCUCUCCCCUCCCUCCUCUCUUCUCUUGCCCCUCACACCAGUUGGACGGAGAGACUGAGAUGGUGCGCCUCUCUCUCUUUGCGCGAGAAAAUGCCAUCGGGGGAUGCGCUGCGGGCUGUGAAAAGCGAGGGCUUCUUGCCACCCGGGGAUGGCGGUGCUGCGUCCGGCUCUCCCUCCUCGUUCCUCCGAGGCACCAAGGCUCUUCGCAGCAGCAGCACCUUGAAGCUCCUUCAAAGCUCCCCCAGAGUGCAGCCCACCGCUCUGCACCCAGCUGCAGACCUCCUUCCCCUCUUUGCUUCUGCGCCCUUCGCCCCCCCUGCCCCUGCGGCGGACGGGGAGGAGGGGGAGGAGGGGGAAGGGGAGGCGGACGAGGAGAAGAAGCAGUCAGGAAGCUUCUCGGAAAGAGAGAAACCAGAUCUCAUGCUUGACACUUCCGUCGCCUGUGACAGCCCGACCACACCUGAUGGCACAGUCACCACACCGCACCCUGCUGCUGCUGGCAAGAAGAGUCUCUUUGGCUUCCACCGCACCAACUCCAAAGGUCGCAGCAAGGAGAGCGAGGGCGUGUUCGGACCAGGUGCAGUUCACGCUGCCACGCCUCGACCCAAGUCAACCGAGGAGAUUCGAGGGGGGUUUGGAACGCGCCGUCAGCAGCAGGUGAGAGACAGAUAA